AUGUGCCAGCAGCAGAAGCCUUUGCAACAGCGGCUCUUCCGGCCUGGGGUAUCCCUCCAAACUCAGACCUGGACGUGCUUGUCGAUUGCCUCCAGAUUGUAUCGGAAUCUUAGAUGCGAAGUGAUCAAAUGCCUUGGUGGCAAGUGGAUGGAACAGGCCUCACUUCUGGAGGUGGAGAUCGUUUGCGCCUCUGCCAUCAGAGGCGAUCAAGCUUCGCAGGUGAAGAUGGACCCUGCAAAAAGAGGUUCCAUCCACUCCACCGGGGCCUCGGGCGGCCUCGGGCGGCCUCCGGCCUCUGGGGGCCGCUUAUGA
Messenger RNA from Durusdinium trenchii, 312 nucleotides. The record is from the annotation of a GenBank genome assembly. NCBI's taxonomy places the organism in Eukaryota, Dinophyceae, Suessiales, Symbiodiniaceae.